Microbotryum saponariae is the source of this 2185-nucleotide messenger RNA. The record is from the annotation of a GenBank genome assembly. NCBI's taxonomy places the organism in Eukaryota, Fungi, Basidiomycota, Microbotryomycetes, Microbotryales, Microbotryaceae.
AUGAAUACCGCCUCAGCCCAAGGCACACCCGCCGGUAUCCCUGCCACCGGUUAGUUGACGAUCACACAGAGCUAUCUUCUGCGUCUAACCGCUUGCUCAUCCCCGCGAUUCCACGUGGACGUACACUGCCUGUAGGUGUCGGUUCGCUCAACACGUUGCUCCGACGACUUGAAGCCGCGACCGCCCGACUGGAGGACAUCGCCGUCACCUCGGCAGCGAGUGGCGGACCCCAUUUCAACGUCGCAAGUGGUGCAUCCGCCGUCGUACCUUCCACGCUUGCCGGUGCGGGAGCCGGCGCGAUCGCAGGUGGAGCGGCCGCGGCGGCUUCGGCGACGGGCGGCUCGUCUCUUGCCGCUGCUGCAGGUCCAGCAGUCGAAGUUCCUCGCUCGGUUGCGGCUUUUGACGAAGACGUCCUCCAGGGCGCGCUGGCCAAGUACCUCGAGUUGAGUAAGGGGCUGGGCGGCUUGAUCGCCGAUCAGGUGAGUCACGUCCGGCCACCGACCCGAGUUGAGCUGAGCUAAGGCCCCGGGGCCCCGCUUCAACGGCACGGGUCAGCAUCUGCCGGCUGUACCGUUCUGACCCCAGUGUGUCGUCUUUGUCUCUUUCCACUUCAGUCUAAACACGUUCAAGCCGCGUUCAACGCUCAACGCGCCUUCAUCCUUAUGGCGAGCGCCUGCACAAAGAUCCAAGCCUCAGACCCUUCCUACAUGACCUUGCUCAAAGCGACCCAACAGGCGCUCAUGUCGACGAUCGAGAUCAAGGACAAGAAUCGAGCGAGCCCCGAUGCGAACCAAUUGACCGUCGUGGCCGAGGGUAUCCCGGCUUUGGGCUGGGUCACCCUCGUGAGUCGUUUCCUCGCCUUUUCGGGAGCACACCUGCGCGGAUGAGAGGAUUCGAGGCUCGUGCAGAUUCUGACGAGCAUCAGAUUAUUGGACAUCCCAUAGGAUAGCAAACCUGGCCCCCACGUCGGCGAAUACAAGGACUCGGCCGAUUUUUGGGUCAACCGAAUCGUCAAGGCGUUCAAGGACACGUGAGCCCGAGCAGUCUUCUCCAGUUCUGACAAGGCGCUACACUGACCAUGUGCACAUUCCUCACUCGUCACAGUAACCCGAAGCAAGUCGAGUGGGCUCGCAGCUUCAGCGCGACCCUGGAUGCCUUGCGCAAGUACGUCAUGGCCAACCACACAACCGGUCUGACGUGGAACCCCAAGGUGAGCAGGUCUCUGGUGAUAAGUACAAGACGUGCUCCAUCUGGCGGAUCGCUGAACGAAGCAAACGGAUGAUGUCACAGGGUAUCGACCCUGCCAAAUAUUCGGCAUCCCCUGCCGCCUCCGCCGCGGUGGGUGGCGCUCCCCCUCCACCCCCACCCCCACCAGCGCCGCCCGCAGCACCUCCCGCUCCCACGGCACCCGCACAGGCAGCUGCCGCCGCAUCGGGUGACAUGAGCGGUGUGUUUGCGGCUCUCAACAAGGGCGAGGACAUCACGUCGGGUCUGAAGAAGGUCGACAAGAGCGAGAUGACGCACAAGAACCCCGAACUCAGGGCGGGAGGUGUCGUCUCUGCCGUCGGAGCUGGUAAGCGCUUCCUCCAUAGAAGCGAAAUCGAGGAGCCCGAUGGCUGACCACAGCUUCCAUUUCUAUUCUCAAUCAGCUGGCAAAGGUCCCACAAAGCCUCCCAAGCCAUCGGCGAUCGCUCAAAAAAAGCCACCCAUCCUCGCGCUGGAAGGCAACAAGUGGCUUGUCGAAAACUACGACUCGGACCCUCAAAUCUCCGUCACCGACACGUCGAUCCAACAGACCGUCAACGUCUUCAACUGCAAAGCCUCGGUACUGCAAGUCAAGGGCAAGGUCAACGCCAUUUCGAUCGUCAACUCGCCCAAGUUGUCUGUUCUUUUGGAGUCGACCGUUUCGGCUCUGAGCAUCAGCUCGAGCCCUGGAUUCACUGUCCAGAUCUUGGGCAAGGUCCCUACUAUCUUGGUCGACGGCACGGACGGGGGUAUGAUUUACCUCUCGAAGGAGAGCUUGGGCACCGAGAUCAUCACGGCCAAGACGUCGGCGUUGAACAUCAGUCUUCCCGUCGAGGGCGAGGACGAUGGUGUGUUUGAAGAGCGAGCCGUGCCCGAGCAGCUCAAGACGGUCGUGGUCGAUGGCAAGCUCGUGACGACGGUGGUCGAGCACUCCGGUUAA